Molecule: messenger RNA, 1050 nt
Organism: Pelagomonas calceolata
Lineage: Eukaryota; Pelagophyceae; Pelagomonadales; Pelagomonadaceae
Source: the annotation of a GenBank genome assembly
AUGAGUGCGAUUAGCGCCGAUAAUAGGCCAAUAGCCACAGCUUGCGCAAUUGCUAGUGUCUUACAUGACGCUAGCUGGCGCCGACGGUCGCAGUGGGUUUGGCGUGUUUUUUGGACCCGCUGACGGCUGUUGCACGCAGAGACGCUGCGCACGUCUUCUCUGAGCAGUCCUGUGGCCGCGCGCCAGUCGCCGCGCACCAGUAAGCUCGCCGCAGCCGACGCCAGCCGACGCGACGCGCAGCACGCCCGCCGACGCGCAAGCGCAGCCAUGCGCCUCUCGCCCGCCAGCCUCGCCGCCGCGGCGUCGCAGGUCGACAAAGCACAAACGGAACUGCCGCAGCUCCACCACGCGUCGGCGCUGCGGAACCGCGUUCCCAUCCUCAAGGCUCUGCUGAAGUUACUCCCGAACGAAGAAGUGGUAGGAGACGCCUGCGAGAUCGGCGCGGGAACGGGAGCCCUACUAGAAGUCCUCGCACCGGGCUUCCCAGGAAUAAAUUGGCUGCCGACCGAAUUCGUCCCUCAAGAACCCGUCGAGGUCGAGAACCAGUGGGCGGCGCACGGGAAAAUUGGAAGAAGAUUAGGCAGUGAACUGGAGACGUUAGAUGCCCAUUUGCAGCCCUUCGCGAACGUGCUGCCGUCCGUGGCCGUCGAUCUGCUGGACGAGAACUGGUUCGAGAACGUGGGGUCGUUGGAUUUGCUCGUGUGUUGCAACGUGCUCCAUGUCUCGCCCUGGGCCUGCUCCGAGGCUUUAUUUGAAGGUGCUGGUGAAGUUCUGAGACCUGGAGGGCAAUUACUCAUUUACGGCCCUUUUAAAGUUAAUGGCGAAUUCAUCGGCGACGACGACGGCGCGGGCAACCGCAAGUUCGAUGCCAAGUUGAGGGAGAACAGCGUGGAGUGGGGCCUGCGCGACGUCGAUGAUUUGAACCGGUUGGCGUCGUAUGCCGGUCUGGAGGCGAAGAAACGUAUUGACAUGCCGGCGAACAACCUGCUGCUCCAGUUCGUCAAGGUGCGCACGGGGCCGCUCGGGCGCAUCGCCGAGUGCUUCAUGUGA